Molecule: messenger RNA, 1352 nt
Organism: Chenopodium quinoa (quinoa)
Lineage: Eukaryota; Viridiplantae; Streptophyta; Magnoliopsida; Caryophyllales; Amaranthaceae
Product: F-box protein At1g55000-like
Exons: 2
Coding region: 137-919 (260 amino acids)
Molecular function (GO): protein binding
Source: RefSeq, a predicted model, not a curated record
AAAGUAAGUCAACCAAAAAAAUGAAAAAUGUAUGAAAACUUCAUAUUUUAGGCACUUCGUAUCUAAUUUCUUUACCACUUAUUUAUUUGUCGCUAAAUAAAUUCUCAAAAUUUCAUAUCAAAUCAAUUUAUCAAAAAUGGGGUGUUGUGGAGAUGAAGAGGAAGACAACCUCCUCCACCAACCCCUUAUCUCAUCACCUUCACCGGAAAAUCUCGAAACCACCGUAGAAUCCACCAUUUCUCCGAUGAAUUCACACUUCUCCGCUUUAAUUUGCCGCGACAUCCUCCAAAUCAUCUUCCAGAAGCUUCCGAUCGCCGACAUAGCUCGCGCUGCCUGCGUUUGCAGGACUUGGAGUUCCGUCGCUUCUGAUAGGGAUAUUCAAACGGCGUCGUUUAGGGCGCCUUGGAAAUUGCAGGACAUUGUCGGUGAUCCGAUUUCUGGAAGUUUCUGGAGAGAUAAUAGUUUGAGUAAGUUCGCUAUUUCUCAUCGUAUUCGUAGUGGUGAUUCUGUUGCUAGCCUCGCUGUCAAGUACUCUGUUCAGGUUAUGGACAUAAAACGACUGAACAAUAUGAUGAGCGACCAUGGCAUAUAUUCACGGGAAAGGUUGCUCAUUCCUUUGAGCAAUCCAGACAUCCUUAUCAACAGUACAUGCUACAUAGAGCUUGAUGUGUAUGCAAAUAGAGAAGCAGCAGUCUUGUAUCUGGAGGGAGGUCCACCUGAGAAUAAGUUUAGCUGCUCAACUAGUAGAGCAACCUCAGAACUGGCUAAGAAAAGAGUGAUCGAAUCUGUUAGGAGGAGCCUGCAGGUUGAUGAUGAGAUUGCUCGGUACUAUCUAUCUAUAACUGAUGGAGAUCCACGAUCUGCACUCUCCGAAUUCUCUGAGGACCUUUGCUGGGAAAGGCAGACAGGUCUAGCCUAGUCGAACCUUCAAACAGAAAGCUAGCCAUUGGUAGAGCAGAAGGCUUGGUCACAUUUCAUUUGAAGCCUUAUUUGUAAGAUCUGUGUGAUUCUAUUCUGAUUUUCAGACCUUGAAACGCUACUCGCAAAUUCAAUUUACAAUAAUUCCCAUAGUCAUUGCUGCGCGAAUCUGUUUGUCUACGACCAGCUCUAAAUGGCAAGUAGAUAUCAUAUUACUCGAGUUUGUAAGUUUAUUAGUCUGUAAAUUGUAAGCUUCUAGUAAAUUAAGCUGGCUUUGUCACACAAAAUAACAUACUAUGAUAAGGCCAAACAAUUAUUCUGUAUAGUGUAUGCAUUUACUUUCGUACUAAAUAAGCAGUAAUUUGGUUGUAUUUGUUGCCUAGAAACUGUAAAAUUUUAGAUCUGGAAUUGUGUGAAAUCUGGGUUAAUUCUUA